Messenger RNA from Myotis davidii, 1126 nucleotides. RefSeq names its product olfactory receptor 4K2. Gene Ontology annotation, biological process: G protein-coupled receptor signaling pathway. The record is from RefSeq and is a predicted model, not a curated record. Bases 23 to 1126 code for a protein of 367 amino acids. Lineage: Eukaryota; Metazoa; Chordata; Mammalia; Chiroptera; Vespertilionidae. The transcript is spliced from 3 exons. Gene Ontology annotation, cellular component: membrane. Gene Ontology annotation, molecular function: G protein-coupled receptor activity; olfactory receptor activity.
CUUCCACCUAUCAUUCAGGACAAUGGAUGUGGCCAAUAAAUCUACUGUUUCUGAAUUUGUUUUGCUGGGACUCUCUGAUUCCUGGGAACUACAGAUGUUUUUCUUCGUGGUGUUUUCAUUGUUUUAUGUGGCAACAAUGGUCGGUAAUAGCCUCAUAGUCAUCACAGUCAUAGCUGACGCUCACCUACACUCUCCUAUGUAUGUCCUGCUUACCAACCUUUCCAUCAUUGAUAUGUCUCUUGCUUCCUUUGCCACCCCUAAGAUGAUUACAGACUACCUUACUGGACACAAAACCAUCUCCUUUGAUGGCUGCAUCACUCAGAUUUUUUUUCUACACCUUUUUACUGGUACAGAGAUCAUUUUACUUAUGGCUAUGUCCUUUGAUAGAUACAUUGCAAUAUGUAAGCCUCUCCGCUAUGCUUCAAUCAUAAAUCCCCAGGUAUGUGUUGCCCUCGUGGUGGCUUCCUGGGUUGUGGGAGUCAUGCAUUCAAUGAGUCAGGUCAUAUUUGCUCUCACUUUACCAUUCUGUGGUCCCAAUAAUGUAGAGAGCUUUUUCUGUGACCUUCCUGUGGUGUUCCAGUUAUCUUGUGUGGAUACUUAUGUCCUAGGCCUCUUUAUGAUCUCAACAAGUGGCAUAAUUGCCUUGUCCUGCUUUAUUCUUUUAUUUAAUUCUUAUGUUAUUGUCCUGGUUACCAUCAAGAAUCAUUCUUCAAGAGGGUCAUCUAAGGCUCUUUCUACCUGCACAGCUCAUUUCAUUGUUGUCUUCAUGUUCUUUGGGCCAUGCAUCUUCAUCUAUAUGUGGCCACUAAGCAGUUUUUUAGUAGAUAAGAUCUUGUCUGUGUUUUAUACCAUCUUUACUCCCAUUCUGAAUCCAAUAAUCUAUACAUUAAGAAACCAAGAAGUGAAGGCAGCCAUGAGAAAAUUGAAAAAUAGACUUCUAAAUUCCAACAAGGCAGCUCCUCUAAUCAGAAAUGUUCUUUACAGCAGCAAGAACAUUAUAAGAUUUCCAAAAAUGCAAAAUCAGAAACUAGAAGAUAGCAAAAGAGAAAGUAUUCUUGUCUCAGUCAAAUUGGAAACUCCAUUUGGUAGAAGUGAAUCUCUGUUCUCCACUUCUCUGUCUAUGUGA